Messenger RNA from Blastomyces dermatitidis ER-3, 1876 nucleotides. RefSeq lists its product as uncharacterized. Lineage: Eukaryota; Fungi; Ascomycota; Eurotiomycetes; Onygenales; Ajellomycetaceae. The transcript has 7 exons. Gene Ontology annotation, molecular function: ketohexokinase activity. Bases 373 to 1335 code for a protein of 320 amino acids. Gene Ontology annotation, biological process: fructose metabolic process. The record is from RefSeq and is a predicted model, not a curated record.
UUUUGAUGUACGUUAUCAUGUUGGUAUUUCCAGUCCAAUAGAUAAAUUUGAUGGGAUGGUUAAAUAAUAGCCUGAAUGCUUUCCGGAAUAUGAUUGAUCUUUCCGGAGCCUUCUGGUUUUCCUACUGGAAUUGGCAGUAUGAAUCUAUAUUCAUUAUCCACCGUGAUAUAUGACGCUUGCUCAGCGCUGCGUUCAAGCUUAAUGACCUAACCAACCUCAGGAUAUAUUUCCUAUCCACCCAUCUGUCCUUACAUUACAUAGAAGAAUUAGCAGUACUUGUUGAAAUAACUCGAUUUUGACCAUCAAUCCGAGUAUCGUCAAUCCGAGCAUAAAAAACCAAUCUUAAAACGCACCAGUCCCCCACCACAUACAAUGAGCACUCUCGUAACAAUCGGAGCCUGCUAUCUUGAUACAAUUCUAACCGUUGACCACUACCCGGGAGAAGACGAAAAGCUCCGUGCAUCCCGCAUCUCUCGACGACGGGGUGGAAACACUCUAAAUACGCUCGAAGUUCUUCAACAGCUCCUUGGAUGCAGGCAGCAACUGAACACGAUCUCCGCGCUGUAUGCCAUCGCAGUGCUACCAGCAAAAUCGUCACCGGCCACCAAGGAACUCGAAGCAUCAUUCGGUCCCAGCUGUCGUGUCGAUCUCCAACACUGUAUAUACCGUGAGGAGUGCAGUGAGCCGGCCUCUAGUUAUAUCAUUAAGAGUACCUCUACGGGUAGUAGGACUAUUGUUAAUUAUAAUGAGCUGCCGGAGAUGACUUUGGCAGAGUUUGUGGAGAUUGCGGGGAGGUUGUCGGCUGCUACUGUUGGUAGUCCUAGAUGGUUUCACUUUGAGGGCCGUAUACCAGAUGUCACGCUGAAAUGUAUACAAUACAUCCGUCAAAACUUCCCUUCCGACAAAAUCAGCGUGGAAGUCGAAAAACCCGGCCGGGAAGGUCUGCAGGAGCUAGCCGCAGCUGCAGAUGUGGUUUUCUACUCGAAAAGUUGGGCACAGGCAAACGGCCACCAAUCCCUCCAGAGUUUCCUACAAGCGCAAUCACAUCUAACGCCCCAAGCAUCGAUUCUCUGCUGCACCUGGGGUGAACAUGGAGCGGCAUGCUUAGACAAGAGCAGCAUGGAAUACAUCCAUUCCCCGGCGUACAUUGACACGCAGCAUGCGGUUGUUGAUACUAUCGGGGCAGGCGACACCUUCAUAGCCGGAAUGCUAUUUAAGUUAAUCCGUCAUCGCGACUCAGGCGACGAUGGUUUCAGUCUUCGGCAGACCAUGGAUUUCGCGAAUCGUCUUGCGGGGCGUAAGGUUAUCCAGGAAGGGUUUGAGGGGCUAACUUAAUGCUGUUGAUGCUGCCGCUCUGUUGUGAGAUAUUCACGUGUAUAUAUAAUAUGAUAUUUAGGUCGAUAUAAGGCUGGCUAUAUUACAUAGCUACUAGCUAACUAGCAAAAAUCCCCCGAAAGAAACUUUUUGCAAAACAUAGGCUUGAGAAAUCAAACAAAGUAGCAUAAGCAAAAUACCUGCGGGAAUUUUGGGUUGGGGGGAGGCGGGUAGGGUAGAAAGCUUUUGGUAGAUUCAUUUGAUAUCCAUACUGUCUCUGCCUUAAGCAUUCUUGCUAUAAUCUAUGCAUAACCUCUUAAAAACCUGGAACUUGUAAUCUAUUUCCUGGGGCCGGCUUAAAAUAGGAUAUAUGGUUUCCCAUCUUUUGAUUCGUGGUUUCGGAAUUUUUUUGUCUGCAGGCGAUGCCUUGAUGGAUGCGUCAUGAUCAAUACCUGAUGGCGACGGUUCGUACAUCGACCAAUUGCUUUCUCAAAUAGUAAUGAAGGUCAAAUAGGUAGUUGUAGCAAAAGCAAAAGUUUGAUGGAAAUUGGCAGUGUCGUAC